Messenger RNA from Phasianus colchicus (ring-necked pheasant), 4575 nucleotides. The record is from RefSeq and is a predicted model, not a curated record. NCBI's taxonomy places the organism in Eukaryota, Metazoa, Chordata, Aves, Galliformes, Phasianidae.
CAGGCAUCGGGGUUACUGUAGCCCAAUUACUUUCUUUUGAUUAGGAAGAAGUCUCUGCCGCGAUGUCGGAGACCGCUCCCGCCGCCGCUCCCGCUGUCGCGGCCCCCGCCGCCAAGGCCGCCGCCAAGAAGCCGAAGAAGGCGGCGGGCGGCGCCAAAGCCCGCAAGCCCGCGGGCCCCAGCGUCACCGAGCUGAUCACCAAGGCCGUGUCCGCCUCCAAGGAGCGCAAGGGGCUCUCCCUCGCCGCGCUCAAGAAGGCGCUGGCCGCCGGCGGCUACGACGUGGAGAAGAACAACAGCCGCAUCAAGCUGGGGCUCAAGAGCCUCGUCAGCAAGGGCACCCUGGUGCAGACCAAGGGCACCGGCGCCUCCGGCUCGUUCCGCCUCAGCAAGAAGCCGGGAGAGGUGAAGGAGAAGGCUCCUAGGAAGAGAACGCCCGCAGCCAAGCCCAAGAAACCGGCGGCCAAGAAACCUGCCAGCGCCGCCAAAAAGCCCAAGAAGGCAGCGGCGGCAAAGAAGAGCCCCAAGAAAGCCAAGAAGCCGGCGGCCGCAGCCACCAAGAAGGCGGCCAAGAGCCCCAAGAAGGUGACCAAGGCUGCCAAGCCCAAAAAGGCGGCGACUGCCAAAAGCCCGGCCAAGGCAAAGGCGGUGAAGCCCAAAGCUGCCAAAUCCAAGGCAGCCAAACCCAAGGCAGCCAAGGGAAAGAAGGCGGCGGCCAAGAAGUGAAGUAUUGAUGUGGAAAUACUUAAACCCAACGGCUCUUUUAAGAGCCACCCACCACUGUCCGAAAAAGAGCUGAGACACUUGGACAGCGAGCUCCACGCCUGCAGCGAAGCUCACGAUUCGCCAUUAUUUACUCGCGAUCAGAUGGGAUGCUCGCCUGCAGAAAUAGCAGGACUCUGAGCUGCGGGACGUGGUUAAGAUAGGGCUGGAAAAAAAAAAAUAAAGUUUACGCUCUCUGGGGGGGAAAAAAAAAAAAAGAAAAAAGAAAAAAAACCACUCUCUUCAGGCUGCCUUUGUCUGAGCACCGCAGGACAGAGGUGCGUGUAUUAAAGGGACUGCUGGGGCGGGUAUCGCUCUGGGGCAUGCAGGUCUCUCUCGGUGAUUUAACUUAGACAAUGCGGUUCCUAACAAUCUGCGUGCUACCGCUACGCCUCUUAGGGACCGGAGCUGCCAACUCUCCGGCAUGGCUCCCCCGCGUCCUUGGCAAUGACCUUUCCGCUCGGUGGGGGACUUCUUAAUUCCUGCACGGCUUCACAAAACUGCUGUUAGAGCCGCAGAGCGACGGGGCGGAGCAGGCAGCGCGGCCGCCACCUCCCUCCCUCUCCCACCACCGGGCGCGGCGCUCACCGGAGCCGCUGCCGGACGGACGCAGAGCGGCGCGGGGCUGCUUGGGACGCCCGGCUCUGCCCGAAGCCCGUUCUGAUUGGAUGAUGGGAGAAACUGCGGCCGCUUAUUGGACGACUGGAAAGAUUCGAAAAGCCCGCGCUGCGACCUCGGCUCGGAGCGCUGCCGCUUGACAGCUCCGCUCCCUUAGCGUCUGUCUCACCGCACCCUCGCUCGUUUCGUUGUUCGCAGGGCUGCAGGGAUAAUCGUCCUCCUCUCAAAGACAAAAUUUCAGCUCAGAGAAACGGCUGUCUGACUCCUCCUGCUGGGAUGUUCCCUGGAGCUGCUCAUGACUGCAACAAGGCCACAGCUCCCACGUGCACAGCACUUCCUCCAAGGAAGAGAGCUGCUUUGAAAGAAGAAAAUAGCACCUAUAGCACACCCCUGUUGUAACAGAGGAAUUCUUUAGGUGGGGUUCUUCUGUAACUGAAGCAAGUGGUUCUGGACAUAAUAGAAGAGCUGGAUGGUGCAGCAGGCUGGCCCCUUCUGGUGACCUCACCUGUGCCUUGUGGUUCUGUUUGUAAGUGGAUAAAUGUAAAGUUAAUACAUUUUUAUGAGGCUGUGUUAUUCAUCCUAAUAAGCUGCUUCUAAUAUCUCCAGGCGCUUAUUUUUUUUUCUUGAAGUACUGCAAAGGUGGUUGUUUUCCCAGGCACAUCUUUUUUAUACUGAGUCUCCAGAACAAAUAUCUGCAUCUCCAAUGGAUUGCAAUACCUGCAACAAAGCACUGCAAUGGCAGAGAAAGCCCAGGGCACUUCAUCCAACUGUGGGAGUGCAGCACAUCCUGCCUGUGGCAACCAGCUGGCCCCACCAGGGAGGGCUCUGCUGCACUGAGUGUGGGGGUAAGCCCAGCACACCUUGCAAAACCCUCAGUCUCAUCUCCACAGCCUCAUUCCAAGCACAAUAGAUUUCACUCAGUGCAUUGCUCACUUCUGCGAUUGGAGCUUCACCUUCUGGGAUACUUUUUUUCCUGCUUCCUAGCAUUCCUUGUUUUCAUUCCUAGCUACCGGGGGCUGUAAUGCUGUGAGUCUCACACUGCUACCACAGUGGGGGUCAGACCUUCACAUCCUGUAUAUCAGGCAGUUCUGGAGUAAGUUGGCUGAGAGACCUGAGUGCUGCCAAACUUCCAAUGAUUAAAGUGCAGUGGCUUUCAGAGAAAUUGUAGCAGAUGUAGCAAAUUUUUUUUUUCUCAUCUGCAUAAAUAUAAACAGUAGUAAAGAGGAAAUCCUUACCCUGUGGUGCCCCUGUUAGCUGCAGCUCUGAGUCCCGGUGCACCUUCAAGUUCUCAAGAACUUGGGAUGUACAAAGACAGCAAAGUUCUCCUCAGCGUUUUAAGUUAGAGUUAUGUUUCAGGUUGACUUGGUAGGUACUAUCUCUAUAUGUAUCAAGUCUUAGAAUGGCAAUGUUUAAAAACUAAAUAAAAAAUGCUUUAAAAAUCAUAUUUUGCCUUGAUUUUCAGCACAUGGAGUAAAGCACUCUAAAAAAUCUUGCAUGUCUUCAGUUCACAGGUUCCUAUUGUAAUAGAUACAAUAAUACAUGUAAAUUGUCAUUUAAGCUCAAGAAAAUAGUAAUGAAUGUUUGUGUAUAAUACACUGAUGCACUGAUUUUAUUUCUCAACUGCUGAUGCAAUUUCUUGUGCAGACAUGCUGAGGUGUUGCCUAAUGCAGCAGCUGGUUUUGUGGGGAAAUAUUGGUGGUAGGUGGAUGGUUCAACUGAUGAUACUGGGGAUCUUUUCCAACCUUUAUGAUUCUACAAUGUAAUAAAUGAUUCCGGCUUUCAUUUUAUAUUUUAACAAGGAAUUAACAAGGAAAUAGGUCCUCUGUUUUCAGUAAAGCACAAUUGAGACAUUGGAGUCUUUUGGGUUUUUUUUAGACACAGCAGCUCUGCAAAUAUUUCCUUCCUCCAAAAGCUGGGUCCAAGCUCAUGAGCAAACUGCUGUUAAUGUAAUCUAAGGUUGAGAUCCUGAACACUGAUCCAUGUAACAACACCCUCAGGCUGCAGUGAAAACACCCAUCUGUGACCACUGCCAGGGGCUCCUGACAUGAAAGUAUUUCAAAUGUGCUUUGGAAGAUGAUUUUUUCAAUCAUCUUUUCUUUUCCAAGUUGUUCCACUACUGCUGGAGGAAAGAGGUACAGGGGGACACUCAGCCUGCACUGUGUAAGAACUAUGAAGAACUGGUUUUGAAAUAAAAUGUUUCGUGAUGUUCCUUUAGGAUUCCUUGUGCAUUUAGACAGUGGCUUUAACCGCUGACUCCACUGCUUUUAGAAACAAGUCCAGAUGUGGAGCUUCAGGUACAAAGAACUGGGCAGACUCUGCAGCCACCCAGGCACCGGGGGUGUUAUGUGAGCAACUGGAGCCUAUUCUGCACGGUCACGAAGAUUCACCUGAUUUAUUUAUAAGCAUUUUGAGUUAAAAUGGAAUUCAAGUUGUUGUAAGAGCAAUAAAACAUAAGACUUGCACAACUUUGGCUACCCUCAACUUGCAAUGUGGAAACCUCUAUCACAUUACAUGCUGAAUGCAAAGAACAGAUUCUGCCAACAGAUGUACUGGAGAUGUGGCCCAAGUGCUGUAAAUCCAGCUCAGAAAUUAAAUUACAUUGACAUCUAUACAAACUUAGAGAGAAUUUGAUCAUUUUAAAAGAUUCAGAUGUUUGACAUGUGCCAUGUGAUAAGAGUACAAAUGUUAAGUGUCAUAGCCAUGGGUGUUGGCUGUGUAAAAUAAUAUUUGUAGGCACGUUUCAAAUCAUAGGCUCCCAAUUGUUCCUCAACUAAUUCACUUCCUUUUGAAUAUUGUCCAACACACAGUAAGAUGAACGUGUAUGCCAAGCUCACUAGAAGAAAUGCUGAAGAGCAAACCUGAUCAGCUGAAGGAUCCGUUCCUUUUAUGCUGUGUCAUAAGGACAUUUUUCUGGAAACGUGUGCCACUUCUUUUGCUCGUCUCUGGUCACAUGCGAGCAGCAGAGACCUUCAGUGACACCCCCCUCCCCCCUCGGUGUGACCCGACACAACGUGUGCGGCGGCUGCCGGUAGCCCCGGGACGUGCAGCCCGCCCAGGCCACGGGUGGUCAAUUGCGAGGGUCCCUGCUGCAUGCCGACGUUGGCCCUGCGAGCCGCAGGCUCGCUGCAUUUCGCAACGAAAACCUCAGGGCCGGCUCCGGAUCCCUCAGGGCCUCAUUCCGUGUUCCCUCCCGCAG